CCAGAGCACGUGACAAUGCGUUUCUUGACUAUAUAUCUCAACUGCAGCAGCAGACUUGUCAGAGCGCUGACCGCACAGAGGAGGAACGCUCUUGGACUCGGCGAUUUAGGAAAUCGGGACUUUGCACAGAUUUGCCAGCCUUUGGUAAGUUAUGCUUCAAUGCUGAAGAUGGAGCCUCUGAACAGCACCCACCCCAGCACCGCAGCCUCCAGCAGCCCCCUCGAGUCCCACGUGCCCGCCAGUGGCAGUGGCAACGGCAAUGAAUACUUCUACGUUCUGGUUGUCAUGUCCUUCUAUGGCAUUUUCUUGAUUGGGAUCAUGCUGGGCUACAUGAAAUCCAAGAGGCGCGAGAAGAAGUCCAGCCUCCUGCUGCUUUACAAAGACGAGGAGAGGCUCUGGGGGGAGGCCAUGAAGCCGCUGCCCAUGGUGUCGGGCCUGAGGUCGGUGCAGGUGCCCAUGAUGUUGAACGUGCUGCAGGAGAGCGUGGCGCCCGCUCUGUCCUGCGCCCUCUGCUCCAUCGAGGGAGACAGCGUGAGCUCCGAGUCCUCCUCGCCGGACGUGCACCUCACCAUCCAGGAGGAGGGGGCGGACGACGAGCUGGGGGAGACUUCGGAGACACCUCUCAAUGAAAGCAGCGAGGGCUCCUCCGAGAACAUCCAUCAGAAUUCCUAGCACCCCCAGGGCCUCUGGAGGUGGCCCCGUCAGCCAGCACCCUUAGAGAGAGGAAGGACACUCUUCGUGUCUGGUUUCACUUGUGCAGUGCAGCUGUCGCUUUGAAGAGACCCUUGGCAAGCCCCUGGAUGGGAGGUGGUGGGGCGCCAGGCUCAGCUGGAGCCGGUUGCCGCCAGGAGUCCACGACCUGCCUGUGGUGUGGACCCACCACUAAAACAGCCCCGAAGGUGUGCAGUGUGUACAUUGACUUUGGGGCCUGGGGGUCGGGGUUCCUGUGCAGAAUUUGGCAGGUCGAUGUGCUCGCUGGUGUUUCCUCACUGGAUGCCCUGGGUACCUCCUGCCGCAUCUGCCCGCUCCCAGGGCUGCCAAAUGCCUAGGACACGCGGAGGGACUAGUUUUGAUUUGCUAAGUUGCCUAGAACCUUGUUCUUCUAGAUCUUAUUGGCUGUAAGUACCUCUACUGUGUACCUGGGGCAUUAGUUCACAGCGGGUUACAGAGAUUUUUUAAAUAA
This is a messenger RNA of Ceratotherium simum simum (southern white rhinoceros), 1183 nucleotides long. The record is from RefSeq and is a predicted model, not a curated record. Lineage: Eukaryota; Metazoa; Chordata; Mammalia; Perissodactyla; Rhinocerotidae.